Eleginops maclovinus (Patagonian blennie) is the source of this 2395-nucleotide messenger RNA. It is a transcript of the gene amdhd1, whose product is annotated as amidohydrolase domain containing 1. The record is from RefSeq and is a predicted model, not a curated record. Gene Ontology annotation, molecular function: imidazolonepropionase activity. Gene Ontology annotation, cellular component: cytoplasm. Lineage: Eukaryota; Metazoa; Chordata; Actinopteri; Perciformes; Eleginopidae.
CUGUGAUGUCUGUGACAGAGGCACCGCCUGUCUCCGUGCACUUUAAACUCUGCAAAUAUUUGCCUUUUCCCCAACUUGUUUGAAGCCAGUCACUCUGAAGCUUAGCGUCUACUUUGAAGGAAUUAAACAUGUCCAGAAAUUACAGACUUCUGGUGAAAAAUGCCAAACAGGUGGUUCUGAUCUGCAACAACGGAGAGAAGUUCAUGACUAAACAUGAGAUGCCAAAUUUUUGUGUGCUUGAAAAUGGAAGCAUAGUGAUAGGAAGUGACGGGCUGAUCAAAGCUGUGGGGCCGGCAGAGACCAUCAGAGAGCAGUAUGCAGGAGCGACCUUUGAUAAGGUCAUUGAUGCAACCGGGAUGUGUGUCCUGCCUGGGUUGGUGGACGCUCACACACAUCCAGUCUGGGCUGGUGACAGGGUGCAUGAAUUUGCAAUGAAGCUGGCAGGCGCCUCCUACAUGGACGUGCACCGGGCCGGCGGAGGGAUCCACUUCACGGUGCAGCACACUCGGGCUGCCGGCCCCUCUGAGCUGUUCUCCUCCCUCAGCAGCAGGCUGCUCCGGAUGCAGCGAGCGGGCACCACCCUGGUGGAGUGUAAGAGCGGCUACGGCCUGGAUCUGCAGAUGGAGCUGAAGAUGCUGCAGGUGAUCGAGGAGGCCAGACGCACCCUGCCCAUCAACAUCUCUUCAACCUACUGUGGAGCCCAUGCAGUGCCCAAAGGGAAAACAGUAGAGGAAGCCACAGAGGACAUCCUGCAGGUGCAGCUGCCGAAGCUGAAGGAGCAGAUGUCUGCAGGGACUCUGAGAGUGGACAACAUCGACGUGUUCUGUGAGCAGGGAGUGUUCGACCUGAGCUCCACUCGCCGCAUCCUGCAGGCCGGCAAAGACAUGGGCCUGAACAUCAACUUCCAUGGGGAUGAACUACAUCCCAUGAACUCUGCUCAGUUGGGUGCAGAGCUCGGAGCCUCAGCCAUCAGUCACCUGGAGGAGGUCACAGCAGGGAUCGAUGCCAUGGCAACAGCGAGAACCUCCGCCGUCCUUCUGCCAACGACAGCUUACAUCCUAAGGCUGCCCCAGCCUCGAGCCAGGGACAUGUUGGAAGCUGGAGUUAUCGUUGCCCUGGGCAGCGACUUCAACCCUAACGCCUACUGCUGCUCCAUGCCAAUUGUCAUGCACCUGGCCUGUGUCAACAUGAGGAUGUCCAUGCCUGAGGCUCUGGCUGCAUCCACCAUCAACGCAGCCUACGCCCUCGGUUGCUCCCACACACACGGCUCCCUGGAAGUCGACAAACAUGGAGACCUGCUGGUCCUCAACACCACACGAUGGGAGCAUCUGAUCUACCAGCUGGGAGGACAUCAGGAGCUGAUCCGCUACGUCGUCAUCAAGGGAAACAUUGUGGUUGAUAAUGACAAAACUAUGGACUUGUAACCAUAAGACAACAAGUGACAUUUUUGGAAAUAACUUGGGCUUUCCCAAACUUUAAAUGUAUUGCUCAUCUAAGAUAACCAGCCGCUUGCUGUGGCUCAUGUUGAAGACAUUAGGAACAUUUAAAGAAGUAUUUCCCAAAAUGUUGUGACUAAGAUGUUGUUGUGUUUGCUGCCUGUCAAAGAAUGUGACCAUGGCGAAUAAUCUUUUACUGUUUUUAGAUAAAUGUCAUGUUAAAAUCUGCCUCUCUAUUCAUCCAUCUCUAUUUCAUUAAUGAAGUGCAAAGCCUGCCUUCAUUCAGCUGUUAAGCGACUACAGGAGUGUCAUUAUCACUUCACAAACAGGAGAAAUAUUUCCAGUAAUGUGAUCACACAGGUAAUUGAUCGGCAUGAUGUGACCUUUGUUAAUGUGUGACACGACCUGAUGCUCACCCUGCUUUUAUCUGUUUGCAAUCUCAGAGCUGCUGUAUGACCGUCAGGGUGAGGCUGAUACUAAAACCACCAGAAAACCAAAGUAAUGAGAAUUAUCAGAAACAUCAGAUCUGUGAAGAGUGCUUUUAUUGAACGUGUUAGUACACUAUGUACAUACGUCAUAUAUUUGUCCAGACAAACUAUACUUGGACAUUUCCUGAUCAUUUGGACAAACAAUACUGUGACUUUUUAUUGACAUACUAUAUUAUCACGUUUUUUAGGAUAUUUCCGACGUGUUAUACUUCCUAUUCUUUCCAAAUACUAUACAAUGCCUUUUGAACAUAAUAUACGUUAAUUUUCUGGUAUUUUCAAUUUACCAUAUGACCUUUUUUUCAACAUAAUAUAACGUGUUUCAAUGUAGUAUCAAAAACAUCACAAAUGUGAGAGUGCUUUUAUUGAACAUGUUAGUACACAAUGCUUGUUUUAUCUGAAUGUACACACCAUAUAUGUGUUCACAGGCAUAGCUUAACAACCCAUACAAAUAAAUUCUCCCCACUUCCUUUU